CAUACUAUGUGGUAUUGAGUCACAAGACUCAACGCAAUAAUAUCUCCUAUAAAUAUAUCGUUUUUCUCAAACUACCUCACUCUUUUACUUUCAUAUCUCUUCUUCCGAAAGGGAAAGAAUCAAGUAUGAUGAGCCUCUUGCCAGAGAAACACAUAGCCGUGUUGCCGUUCAUCGGGGCAAGCCAUUUUCAGCCUCUUGUCAACCUCGUGCUGAAGCUAGCAGCCGCUGCCCCAAGGGUACUCUUCUCUUUACUCAUAGCAACCGGGGACAAACAUCUUUUAUCUUGUUCCGAUUUGCCAGUUAACGUGAAAUUAUAUGAGGCUAUUAGCUCGCCAUGGCUAAGUCCCCCGCCGGGCGAAUCCCGAAAGGAGAAGAUGCAGCAGUUCUUGGAGGGGGCUCCAAGGACCUACGAAAUGGCAAUCGCGGUCGCAGAGGAAACUGCUGGAGUGAAGGUGAGUUGCCUUCUUACCGAUGUGUUCUUCACCUUUGCCAGCACGCUUGCAGAGAAGAAGCAGGUGAAGUGGAUCUCUUUAUGGGUGUCCUCACCACAAGUUCUCUCCGCAUACGCUUACUCUGAUGUGAUCAUUCAGAAGUUCCGCCAUGAUGAGGAGGCGCGGUCUCAACCAGAAAGGACCCUAGAGGGCAUUCCUGGAUUAUCAAGAAUGCGCAUCAAGGAUUUGCCGGAAGCACUCCAACACACCUACCUGGAUGACAUGUAUACAUUGUUCCGAGUGUUCCGUGAGCUCGGGACGGUGCUGCCACGAGCUGAUGCCGUUCUGGUGAUCUCCUAUGAUGAAGUGACUCCUGAGCCCUUGGUGGCGAACCUCAAGUCAAAGUUUCAGGAGCUGCUCCUCGUAGGCUCCCUCACAGCGUCGUUCACUCCACCUCUACAUGACUCGGGAUCAAAUAAAACUGGUUGCCUUGCCUGGCUAGAUAAGCAAAAGCACCAAUCGGUGGCGUACAUAAGUUUCGGGACUGUGGUGGGGCUUCCCCCGGAAGAAUUAUUCAUCCUAGCAGAAGCUCUGGAGGCGAGCAGGACACCAUACCUGUGGUCACUCAAGGACCACCUGUACGGACCCGAAUGUGGACUCUCCUCGGGGCCCGCAUGCGCGCUUUUGGAUCACGCAGCUUGGGAGUGUCCACCUUCCCAUGGGGAUGCGUGACGGACACACGUGAGAGAAGGAGUCGCCACUUAUCAUUUUACGACCCGAAG
Molecule: messenger RNA, 1213 nt
Organism: Punica granatum (pomegranate)
Lineage: Eukaryota; Viridiplantae; Streptophyta; Magnoliopsida; Myrtales; Lythraceae
Source: RefSeq, a predicted model, not a curated record